AACAUGACCAACGAAGAAAGCAUCGUAUCCAUCAAAACCGAUAAUAACAGUGGCGAUUCCUCUAAUGCAUUAGAUCUUGGGCCAGAGGGUGGUGCUCUUCUUGAGGAGCUUAAGAACCUCACCCUAAAGCGAACCUUUGAUGUGAAAACACUCUCACCAAAAGUUACCAAACGCGUUUUGUUUCUCAAGGACAUUCAGGUUAAACAUGAUGAACUCGAAGAGAAAUUUCUUGAAGAAAAAGCUGCAUUGGAGGCAAAAUACGAUAAUCUCUACAAGCCGCUUUUUGAUAAGAGAUAUGAAAUUGUGAAUGGUGUGGUUGAAGCUGGAACAGAGAAAGGAGUGCCCAAUUUCUGGUUGAUUGCAAUGAAAACCAACGAAAUGCUCGCAAACGAGAUAACCGAAAGAGAUGAGGGAGCACUGAAGUAUCUCAAAGACAUCAGAUGUUGUAGAGUAGAAAACAAUUCAAGAAAUUUCAAGCUAGAGUUUCUCUUUGAUCCUAAUCCUUACUUCAAGAACUCGGUUCUGUCUAAAACUUACCAUGUGACCGAUGACGAUGACGAUGGCCCCGUUCUUGAUAGAGUGAUUGGAACGGACAUAGAAUGGUGUCCAGGUAAAUGUUUGACUCAUAAGGUUGUUGUAAAGAAGAGGCCAAAGAAGGGGCCAAAGAAGGUCAACAACAUCCCCAUGACCAAAACCGAAAACUGCGAGAGUUUCUUCAACUUCUUCAAGCCCCCUGAGAUUGAUGAAUUUGAUGAAUUUUAUACAACCAUGGAUCAAGAACUCCAAAACCUGACGGAUCAAGACUAUGACAUCGCUGUGACAAUCCGAGACAAACUAAUCCCUCACGCAGUUUCAUGGUUUACCGGAGAGGCUCUUGUUGAUGAAGAUGAAUAUGAUGAUGAUGAGAACAAUGACUAA
Molecule: messenger RNA, 918 nt
Organism: Eutrema salsugineum
Lineage: Eukaryota; Viridiplantae; Streptophyta; Magnoliopsida; Brassicales; Brassicaceae
Product: nucleosome assembly protein 1;4
Exons: 9
Coding region: 4-918 (304 amino acids)
Biological process (GO): nucleosome assembly
Cellular component (GO): chromatin; nucleus
Molecular function (GO): histone binding; chromatin binding
Source: RefSeq, a predicted model, not a curated record